UUUAAUUCGUGUCCAUGCGGUACAAUUUGUUUAUCUAUUUAUGUGUAUACUAUUUUUGAAUUUGUUUACAAAAAAAGAAAUGAAUUAACAAAGUAGCAGCUACACCAAAAUAAUUAGCUAUAAUGUCAACAUAAAUUACUGUUUUUGAAAAAUUGGAAAAAAAAAUUUGUGGAUAAUUUUCAUUAUCUUUGUUAUUUAUGGAAAAAAAAGUAAAACAUGUCUAGCACAAAAGGCACAUUGGGUAAAAGAGUUUUAGAAGUAAUCGAAGAUAAUUCAAUUAAAAAAGUGAGAAAACUUGAUAUUUCAUUUCUUCAAUUGGCUAUUAUAAAAGGCAAUAUAGAAGAUGUUAAAGAAUUUUUUGUCAGCGAAAAAGAUGAAUUUAAAUUGGAAACUAAUACAAUGACACCAUUACAUUAUGCAGCAAAAGGUGACAAUGUAGAAAUUUUAAAAUUAAUAAUUAAACAUGGCUAUGGGACAAUUAAUUCUAAAGACUGGAAUAAUAAGACACCAUUACAGUUAGCUUUGGAGAAUAACUGUAUCGAUAUUAUUAAAUGUUUAUUGGAAAAUGGAUUAGAUAAAUUAUCAUCAGUUGAUAUUCAAAAUCAUAUUCGAUCAUGUUUUUUAAAUAAUCAAUUAGAUGUUCUAAAAUGUUUCAUUAAAAAUGAAAUGAUUCCUGAUUCAUUUAUUCAUUAUGCCGUUACUGAAAAUCGUAUUGAAAUUUUAAAAUAUUUAUUGAAAUAUAAUAAAAUAAAUAAGAUACCUUCAAAUUUUUUCUUCAUUCAUAAAGCGGCUGAAAUGGGAAAUUUAGAAAUCAUGAAACUUUUUUCAAAUGCAAAAUUCAAUAUUAUUGGAGAAAAAAAUUAUUAUGGUCGAACACCUUUAUAUAAUGCUGUUAGUGAAGGACACUUGAAUGUAAUUAAAUUUCUCCUUGAAAGAGGAGCAAAAAAUGUAUUAUCGUAUAAAGAAUUUUGUGAUUUAAUUGAAAAAUGUAUUAAAAUCAAUCGUUUAGAUAUUUUAAAGUGCCUUCAUCCAAACGAUUAUAUUUCUCCACAAAUUCUUUAUUUUGCUGCAUCGAAUGGUCGUUUGGAAAUAUUAAAAUAUUUAAUAGAAUGCGGUGUUGAAAUAAAUUCCGAUUCAGAUACUCCACUUCAUGGUGCGGCUGAAUAUGGUCAUAUUGAAAUUGUGAAAUAUUUAAUAGAAACUAAUUAUCCAACGAAUAAUAAUCGAAAUUCAAAUGAUCAAAGUGCAUUAGAUUUGGCAUUAAUUAAAGGACAAUUAGAAGUGGUUAAAUAUUUUUUACAUAUUCAAUCAGUGGAAAUAAUAAAUGUAAGACAUAUUUUUGCUGUUCUACGAUCGGGUAAUUUACAACUUCUUAAAUUUCUCAUUGAUAAUGGUUGCGCUUGUAUUGAUACAAAAAUUGAAAGAAACAUUUCUCUUCUACAUUGUGCUUCAUUUCAUGGUCAUUUAAAUAUAUUGAAAUAUUUAUUAAAAAAUGGCGUUGAUGUCAAUCUAUUAACAGACGAUAAUGAAACAUCACUUUCUUAUGCAAUCACAGCAGGACACAAAGAAAUUGUUGAAGAACUCUUAAAAUAUGGAGCAGUAAAUAAAAAAUGUCACAUAGAUGCAAAAAAUGUUAAAGAUGAAAUUUUGACUCUUAUUGCAAAAGCGAAUCAUUCAUUGAAAAAUUAUUUUGGCCGACGAAAGCCAAUUCUCGUUGCUGCGGAAAUGGGUUAUUUUCAAUUAGUUGAAACAUUAAUUAAAUCUGGUGUUGAUAUUAAUUCACGAACAAGACGUCAAUUGUCUGCAUUAGAUCUUGCUGUAAUUAAUCGACAUUCAAAAGUUGUACGAAUUCUAUUAUCAGCUGGUGCCGAUCCAAAAGGUAAUUGUAAAAAUAAACAUAAACCACUGAAAUAUAUAAUUCGUCAAAAUUUAAAUAUGGAAUUUGAUACAUCACAAAUUGAAAUUCUACAAGAUCUUCUUGAUUAUUUAUCAAAAAAUGAUUUAGAACAAACAGUAAUAUCAUGUAUAAAUUUUGCAAUUAAAGAAAAAGCAUCAAUUAAUUUAAUUCAUGUGCUUCUUGAUUAUGAUUUUAAUAAUAAAUUCAAAUUGACAAUUAAUUCAUUGGAAUGUGAAAUUUCAAUAUUCAUAUCGCUUAUUGAUCAUAUACAAAAACUUGAAACUCUAAUUGAAUUUCAAGAUUUAUUAUUACAACAUUUGAGUCAAAGUCAAUUUUAUAUCAAUAAAACAAUUAAAAAGGCAUUGAUUGCAAGAAUAAUAUUUUUAAAAUCACUUCCUGAAAAUUCAAAUAUUGAUGAUAAAACAAAUGUGAAUUUUAUUAAAAUAUUUCAAAUUGAACAAUAUCAAAUAAAAUGCAUUGAAGAAAUUAGUUGCAUGAAAGCAAUGCAAAUUUCUCCAAAUCAAUCGGGAAUGACUUUCUAUGAAUUUCUUGCAAAACCUCUUCAUAAAUUGGAAACAUGCGUUUCAAAUGAAAAAUUAAUGGAAAAUUUAGAAAAUUCCACUUGUUUUGAAAUGUACGAGGAAUUUCUUAAGAGGCGAAUCAAAAGAAUUAGAGAUAGAAGUAAAUAUAUUGAUUCAUGCAGAAAGUCCCUUUAUUAUGUUGUUCGAAAUAAUCUUCAAAUUCAUCUUCCUAAUGAAAUUGUAGAUAAUAUUUGCGAUUAUCUAACAUUAUUACAAUUGAAGCGAUUGCCUGAGGCAUUUCCUGUUUAAAAAAAAAAAAAUAUAAAUUAAAAGAACAAAAUAAAAUACAAAUAUGUGAUAAGAGUCUUCGUUUUGUGUUAAAUAUUUAUUAAUAUAGUUUGAUACGAAAUUAUUUUUUCUUUUUUGUAAACACAAAAAAAAGUGUAUUUUAAUUAUUAUUUUGAUGAAAUUCGUUGAAGUUAAUAUUAAUAUUCGUUUUUGUUAAAAAUCUAUUUGUAAACUGAAUUCGAAAACAUAAAAUUCUUCAUUUUA
Leptopilina boulardi is the source of this 2970-nucleotide messenger RNA. RefSeq names its product ankyrin-3-like. Lineage: Eukaryota; Metazoa; Arthropoda; Insecta; Hymenoptera; Figitidae. Bases 217 to 2727 code for a protein of 836 amino acids. Gene Ontology annotation, molecular function: protein binding. The transcript has 2 exons. The record is from RefSeq and is a predicted model, not a curated record. Gene Ontology annotation, cellular component: cytoplasm.